AUGAGUACAGCACCGAAUCUUAACGUGAUACGCUACGACGUGCCUAAUGGCGACUUUUGUGCGUACUUGAAGGGUUUUUGGAAGCGAAACCUCGAGUGGCGUCACUUUGGUGCCAGUUUUAAGCAUUUACGCUCGACAAAUAACGUCGUAUUCAUUGAGGAAGAUCUUGACGCAGCGCGACAGCCCAAUACGCAGUUUCUUCGCUGGUCAUUCGGACGAACUCACCAUAAACAGGAUCUUGCUCGAGCUUAUACGGUGCAGUUUAUUCCAGAUGAACAAGGCACAUUUAUGGAGUGGAGUUUUGAAGGUGUCACAUGUCAUGGAGUUUUCAAGCCCGAGGCCAGUGUAGCCAUUCUUAACUUUUGUCUACAAGAGUCGAUGGUUACUAUUACCUACCGAGUUCUUGAUGCCAACACCAUGGCUGUGUGCAUUGUGGACGUUGACAAUGAGCAUACGCCUACGGUCCAAUACGGAAACAUGUAUCGCAUUAACCCGUCCAAGUAUGAGCGUGAACCAGAGGACUGA
This is a messenger RNA of Peronospora farinosa, 525 nucleotides long. NCBI's taxonomy places the organism in Eukaryota, Oomycota, Peronosporomycetes, Peronosporales, Peronosporaceae. The record is from the annotation of a GenBank genome assembly.